Amyelois transitella is the source of this 802-nucleotide messenger RNA. RefSeq lists its product as uncharacterized. The record is from RefSeq and is a predicted model, not a curated record. Lineage: Eukaryota; Metazoa; Arthropoda; Insecta; Lepidoptera; Pyralidae. The transcript is spliced from 2 exons. The coding region runs from base 15 to 506 and encodes 163 amino acids.
UGCGAUUGUUUUGUAUGUAUGCUGUUGUCGUCGUUUUCGAAAUAGAAUACCUGGGACGGACAAUUAGUGAAGGUCAGGUUAGGCCGAGUCACGAUAAGGUUGGUAUUGAUGCGGCAACGCCACUCAUCCGAAGUGAUGUGGCUAUUGAGGGUUCCAGUCCAAACAGGGAAGCUCUAAGGGAGAUGAGUCGUCAGCGAGUGUCUGAACGUCUUCGCUCAAACCAGGAGGCUCAAGAUAAGUAUGUGAAUAAAGGUCGCAAAGCACCUCGUGGCUUUGAAUUAAACUCAUUAAUUUUUCUGAGAAAACAGGCUCAAGCAACGGGGAAGUUGGACUCCUGCAUGCGAGGGCCUUAUCGUGUGGUGAAGAUCCUGCCUCAAGGGCGCUACGAGCUCCAGCUGUUGGCCGGCUCAUAUGGCAAGUCGACGCAGGCAGCUGCGGAAUAUAUGAUGCCGUGGCACAGAGAAUGGACUCCUGAUGUCUGUUCUGCUUUAUUUAGCGGUGAGUGAAUUUAAUUAUUUUGGCUUACCAUAGAUCUUGUGUGAAAUAUUUUAUUGAGACAAGCCUGUGCCGGGGCCUCUGUCUGUUUUAAAGAUCAGUGAUUUUAGAAAGCUUUUAUUUAGUUAUAGUUUUGGGUAGGUAAUAAACAAUGUUUGUGCUCCAUGUAGUUAGUGCAAUGGAUGGUUGUGUUUAUCUUGCUGUCUGGAUAGCCUCUUUCUUGAAGUCCGUGUACUUAGAUAAGCUAUCUAGGCUGACGGAUAGCAUUUCCAGAAUAAAGUGUGUUCAGUGUCCUGGAAUGCUGUCU